GAAUAGCCUGGGGGGGGCACUGCUGGGGGAAAGCUCGCAGCCCUGGAGUCCUCCCUCCCCCCCCCCCAGCAGAGGGCACUGCCGUGGGAAGCUCACAGCUCAGCAACCCCACUCCCACAGCUGGGGGCACUGCGGGCGAGGGGAGGGGGAAGCUCCCAGCCUGGAGCCAUACACUCCGGCCCCUGCGGGCACUGCUGGGGGAAGCUUACAGCACAGACCCACACACCUCACCCCCUGGGGGCACUGCUAAAAGAAGCUUGCAGCCUGGCCAUAUCUCCCCCUGGGGGGCACUGCUGGGGGAAGCUUGCAGCCUGGCCGUCCCUUCCCCCACUAGGGUCACAGCUUGGGGAAGGUCACAGCCUGGACAUCCCUCCCCACCUGGGAACGCUGCUGGGGGAAGUUCGCAACCUGGACCACCCUCGCUGAGGGCACUGCUGGGGGAAGCUCACAGCCUGGCCAUCCCUCCCCCACUGGAGACACUGCUGGGGGAAGGUCGCAGCCUGGACAUCCCUCUCCCCCGGGGCCACUGACAGGAGAAGUUUGCAACCUGGACCACCCCCGCUGGGGACACUGCUGGGGGAAGUUUGCAUCCCUGGAGUCCUCCCUCCCCCAACAGAGGGCACUGCUGUGGGAAGUUCACAGCUCAGCAACCCCACUCCCACAGCUGGGGGCACUGUAGGCGGGGGGGGGAAGCUUCCAGCCUGGAGCCAUACACCCCACCCCCUGCGGGCACUGCUGGGGGAAGCUUACAGCACAAACCCACACACCUCACCCCCUGGGGGCACUGCUGGGGGAAGCUUGCAGCCUGGCCAUACCUCCCCGCACUGGGGUCACAGCUGGGGGAAGAUCGCAGCCUGGACAUCCGUCCCCGCCUGGGAACACUGCCGGGGGAAGUUUGCAACCUGGACCACCCUCGCUGGGGGCACUGCUGGGGGAAGCUCGCAGCCCAGCCAUCCCUCCCCCAUGGGGGCACUGCUGUGGGAAGCUCGGCCAUCCCUCCCCCACGGGGGGCACUGCUGGGGGAAGGUCGCAGCCUGGACAUCCCUCCCCUACUGGGGACACUGCUGGGGGAAGUUUGCAACCCGGACCACCCCCCCUGGGGGCACUGCUGGAGCAAGCUCACAGCCUGGAGCCAUACACCCCGCCCUCUGCGGGCACUGCUGGGGGAAGCUCACAGGCCGGCCAUCCCUCCCCCAGCUUGCAGCCUGGCCAUCCCUCCCCCACUGGGGACACUGCUGGGGGAAGCUCACAGCCUGGCCAUACCUCCCCCAUGGGGGGCACUGCUGUGGGAAGCUCGGCCAUCCCUCCCCCACGGGGGGCACUGCUGGAGGAAGCUCACAGGCCGGCCAUCCCUCCCCCACGGGGGGACACUGCCGGGAGAAGCUCACAGGCCGUCCAUCCCUCCCCCACUGGGGACACUGCUGGAGGAAGCUCACAGCCCGGCCAUCCCUCCCCCACUGGGGACACUGCCGGGGGAAGCUUGCAGCCCGGUCAUCCCUCCCCCACUGGGGACACUGCUGGGGGAAGCUCGCAGCCUGGCCAUACCUCCCCCAAGGGGGGCACUGCUGUGGGAAGCUCGGCCAUCCCUCCCCCACGGGGGGCACUGCCGGGAGAAGCUCACAGGCCGGCCAUCCCUCCCCCAGCUUGCAGCCUGGCCAUCCUUCCCCCACUGGGGACACUGCUGGGGGAAGCUCGCAGCCUGGCCAUACCUCCCCCAAGGGGGGCACUGCUGUGGGAAGCUCGGCCAUCCCUCCCCCACGGGGGGCACUGCCGGGAGAAGCUCACAGGCCGGCCAUCCCUCCCCCACUGGGGACACUGCUGGGGGAAGCUCGCAGCCCGGCCAUCCCUCCCCCACGGGGGUCACGGCUGGGGGAAGGUCGCAGCCUGGAUAUCCCUCCCCCGCUGGGGGCACUGCUGGGGGAAGUUCGCAGCUCGGACCCGCCCCCCUCACUCGGCCGGGACUUCCACCCCCGCCCCGCGGCUCCGUCACUUUCGUUUUCACUUGUCAACUCGCACCAUCAUCCCCCCGCGCCACGCGCCCCCCAGCUCCGCCACCCGCCCCCCAGCGACCCCCCCGCCAUGGCUGCGCUGCGGGUCAGCCCCCAGGCCGAGGCCCAGGUGGAUUCCUUCCGGACCCAGCUCUGCACCCAGGCUGAAGCACUCGUUGGGACCCGGUUCCCCAGUAAGAUGACUCAGCUGGAUGCUUUCCUCAAGGACCCAGCACUGAACGUGGGGGACCUCGAGUCCCUGCGGGCCCCACUUGACAUCCCCAUCCCUGACCCUGCCAAGGAGAAGGCCAAAGCCGAGCGCCGCAAGAAGGAAGAGAAGAAGGAUGAGAAGAAAGACGAGAAGAAGUCAGAGGAGGAGGAUAAAGCACCCCCCUGUGGCCCCGUGAGCAGCAACGAGACGGUUGUGGGGCUGGUGAGCCGGGUGAAAGCCGAGAUCCAGGACGCCAAGGAGGAGCUGGGGCUGGUCACUGUCUGGGUUCAACUCCAGGUGCCCCGUAUCGAAGACGGCAAUAAUUUUGGGGUUGCAGUCCAGGAGAAGGUGUUUGAGCUGAUGACGGCCUUGCGGACGAAGCUGGAAGGAUUUCAGACCCAGAUCUCCAAGUAUUUUUCCGAGAGAGGCGACGCGGUGGCUAAAGCGGCCAAAAAUCCUCAUGUGGGCGAUUACCGGCAGCUGGUGCACGAAUUGGACGAGGCGCAAUACGCUGAGAUCCGGCUGAUGGUGAUGGAAAUCCGGAACCUCUACGCCAUUCUUUACGACAUCGUGGUCAAGAACUUUGAGAAGAUCAAGAAGCCGCGGGGAGAAACCAAGGGCAUGAUCUACUGAACGACCUUUCACCUCUGGCCUCCACCAAUCACAGGGCAGGUUGGAAAGAGAGGCAAAGGCGGGACUUCCUGUCUUGCCGUCUGCUGCCGAUCAGAAAAUUAGACCUUUAGGGGUUUCACGGCUGGUUUUGAUUUAAAAAAAAGGCAACAAAAUGCCAAAAACUUCACCAAAAAAGGAAACUGAACGGCCCAAAACAAAAUUGUGAAAUAAUUUUAAGGAUGCCAAAAAAAUGGAGAAAAUUAAGCAUCAAAAAAAUUAAUGAAAGGAUGAGAUCUGAUGGCAACAAAUUCUCUGCCUCCAAGUCUGCAUGAAAUGCCAAAAAUUCACCUGGUCACAAUGAAGAAAAGCUGUAAAACAGCCAAAUGAGAGAAAUUCAGUACGACAAGUGUCAUGAAAUGGAAACCAUGAAUGUAAAAACAAAUCCCAGAAACAGAAAUCCGAAACUCUGCGUUAAAUGAAAGGUUUUGCCCCCAGAAAUUUAGUUUUUUGGCAUUUUAAUUCCUUAUUUUGUCCUUUUGGCAACGAUUUUUACUUUAUGUUCCUUAGCAUUUUAAGGAGUUGCAAUAAAAUAAAAUGAACGAAUGGAAA
Messenger RNA from Chelonia mydas (Green sea turtle), 3420 nucleotides. RefSeq names its product nascent polypeptide-associated complex subunit alpha, muscle-specific form. The record is from RefSeq and is a predicted model, not a curated record. Gene Ontology annotation, biological process: regulation of G1/S transition of mitotic cell cycle; regulation of proteasomal protein catabolic process; positive regulation of endopeptidase activity. Gene Ontology annotation, cellular component: nucleoplasm; cytoplasm; proteasome activator complex. The transcript has 11 exons. Gene Ontology annotation, molecular function: endopeptidase activator activity. NCBI's taxonomy places the organism in Eukaryota, Metazoa, Chordata, Testudines, Cheloniidae. The coding region runs from base 964 to 2832 and encodes 622 amino acids.